This is a messenger RNA of Mya arenaria, 2745 nucleotides long. RefSeq names its product penicillin-binding protein 4-like. The record is from RefSeq and is a predicted model, not a curated record. Bases 775 to 2454 code for a protein of 559 amino acids. The transcript is spliced from 8 exons. NCBI's taxonomy places the organism in Eukaryota, Metazoa, Mollusca, Bivalvia, Myida, Myidae.
UUGGGGUUCAGCUGCAAAAUAUGUAAGCUCUGUGUGUAUCUAUUAUCACAUUAUUAGUAUUAAUCGAAACAAUCAACGGAUUUACUGUGGCAAUUGAACGUGAAAAGUGAAGAAGUGGUAUACGUACAAAACAAAAUAAUUAGGACAGGAUUGACUCACUUCUGACUUUCUCAUUUACCCUCUAUCUUGUCAUCCCAUGUUAUUCACGCAUUUCUCGAGAGAAGCUUACCUACAAAUUGGAUUGUGGUGAUAGGAAAGCUACUCAAAUUUAAGAAAUACAUACGUAUUAAGACUGACAAAACUUGUAUACAAGCCCUUAUGAAUUUGGCAGGAUUUGUAUUUACAAUGAAUAUGUCGAUCUUCGUAGAAUUACGUAGUAAGCCUCGUGUAAUGAAAUUCAUUGAUGCAAGACACGAAAUAAACAUACAGUUUAACUUAUUUGAGUUUAUUUCAGAAGCAUUUAUUCGUCGCUAAACCAUUGUUAGUGUAGUACAUCGUAGUUAGUGGUAAAUAUUGAAAGAUAUUAUCUGUCAACAUGACAAAGUGAAUAAUCAUCUGACAUCCUGUUUGAUCAUUUGAUAGUUAGUGAAUCCUUAUCGUUCCUAUAAGUUAUUUAUAUUGCCUGUCGUAUGACUUAACACUUGAAACUAAGUCACGCGAAAAGAAAGUGAGGAAAAACAAUCAAGAAGUUGCGAAAUAAAACCAAACAUUCUGUAUUUAAAACGAGGUUACAGCUGGAUUAUUCACACACAAGCACCAAAUACGUAGUUAGCUAUGCGGUACGUUCUCCGUUAUUUUGUUGCUGCAAUCGUGUUUACCAGUGCACGUGGAGCAGUGUUUGAUGGUGAAACGGAACAAGACGUUGUGAAAGUUAUACAGGCCACGUUAGAAUGCCGUCACGUUCCGGGUAUGACGGUUGGCAUCUUUAAAGAAAACGAUACAUGGACAAGAGGGUUUGGGCUGGCUGAUUUAAAGAGCGGCCGGCCUGUUGACGAAGAUACAUUGUUCAACAUUGGUUCUGUAACCAAGUCAUUUACCAUGGCGCUGCUGGCGAUCCUGCUUAAAGAGAACAAAUUACAGUGGACGGCGAAGAUAUCCGAUAUUCUUGGCUCAGAGUAUGGGUUCAUUGACGACUAUAGGACACGAGAGACAACUCUUAGAGACCUUUUGUCACAUAGGACGGGCCUGGCCAACCCCAACAUAGGCCUGAUGUCUGGGUUUCCACCAUCUACAUCGAGGGAAGACCUUUGCAAACGAAUGAGGUAUCUCCCAGAGCAAAUCCCUUUUAGGGACUCCUUCAUCUACAACAAUUACAUGUACAUGUUACUUGGCCACGUGGCAGAAAAGUUAGGUGGAGACACGUGGGAAAAUCUUGUGACGUCACGAAUUUUCGCUCCCCUUGGAAUGAAGUCAACUAAAAUACUGCAAAAGACAUCAGACGUUCUUUCAAAUGAUAUGGCGCAUCCGUACAUAUACAAGGACGACAUGUUUGAGAACUCAACUUUAGAUAUUUAUGAACUCCACCCGUUGGAACCAGCAGGAGCCAUAUUGUCGUCUGCAGAGGACAUGGCGCGCUAUUUACAGUUUGUACUGAACAAUGGGAAUACAACGACUGGGGACCAGCUAACAGACCCAAUGCUCUUCAGUGAAGCUUUCUCAGCUGCCAUUCCUGUGAAGGGAGGGAUGGUCACCGUGUCCAAGCCUACAUUUCCCAUAUCUGACGUGCUAGUUGGAUAUGGAUACGCAUGGUUGGAGAGUAGCUACGAUGGUUACAGAGCCGUGUGGCACAAUGGAGGCCUGUGGUCUUAUUAUACGCUAGUCUGGUUGUUCCCGGAGGAAAAUAUAGGGAUAUUUAUUAGUACAAAUGGAGGCAUGUUCAAGGAUUACCAGUCCAAAUCGUUGACGACAACCAUGUACUAUCUGGCAGACAAAUUAUUGGACAAAAAACCAUGGCUGAACUCAUCAACUGCCUGCUCUUAUCCUCUACCUUGGAAAGAAGUUAAUGAGACAGACACGAAGUUGACGGAAAUUUCUGCUUUCUUGCCGGACAUUUCCGAGUACACCGGAAUCUACGGAAAUGAGUUUCAACCCGAUUUUAUAUUAACUUUAAGUGAAAGUUCACAAACGCAGCUUAACUUCGAAUCGGGAAGACUCGGGGGAAAUCUCUAUUCAACCCAAGACAAAGAACGCUUUUUGAUGGAGAUUACAUACCCAUGGGAACUUUACGUUCCGCUUAUGGACCAUAACAACGUUACGACAAAAACAAGCGUGUACUUUGUUCGCGAAGUUGGAAAAGUUACUUCCAUGAUAUUAGAGAUCGGCACCAAUAUUACAUUUACAAAAGAUGUUUCCGUGUUAGACGUUAUAUCUCGAAAUACUAACAGAAGUUGUAGGUUAUUUAGCGCAGCUUGGUUGGUAUAUCUGUUAGUUUCUUGCGCUUUGUGGCAAAUAUAAAAUGGCGUAUGGUCAAAAUAUAAUCAGUACAUUUGUUGAUGCGCCUUCAACUGUAACGAUACAACAUUGGGUCGUGAUGUGAAGAAUUAUUUUUGUUUGUGUUUAAAGCGAAAUCAUCUCUACAGUAACAUGAACCCUUUCGGCGCUCCAAUUGCCAAAUAAUUUCCUGGAAUUCAAAGAGAAUUUUACCAAGGCAAUUUACUUGACCAUAACUUUUUUGUAGAGAUUUUCCUUUCAAAUUUGCACAGUAAAGUUAUUAAAUAAUAAACAAAAAAACAUUUGAUAAAUCAA